This is a messenger RNA of Kalmanozyma brasiliensis GHG001, 537 nucleotides long. RefSeq names its product Target SNARE coiled-coil domain protein. Gene Ontology annotation, biological process: endoplasmic reticulum to Golgi vesicle-mediated transport. The coding region runs from base 1 to 537 and encodes 178 amino acids. The transcript has 2 exons. The record is from RefSeq and is a predicted model, not a curated record. NCBI's taxonomy places the organism in Eukaryota, Fungi, Basidiomycota, Ustilaginomycetes, Ustilaginales.
AUGAAUCGUCGUGCAGGAGCCACUGACCGGCACGCACUCCUCGCGGGGGGCGCCUACCCGUCCUCCUCCUCGCUCUCCGCCUACCGCUCCUCUUCACCCUACGACUCGAACCCUUACCCUUCCACCUCGACCAACGGCUCUUCCACCUACAACAGCGCCGACUUUGUCGGUGCGCCCAAGAAGGAGCCCACCGAAUCGUAUGGGAACAACAUCUUCGGUCGAGCCGCCUCGUCCUACGUCGCAACACGCACAGCCGAGGACCUUGAGGAGCAGAACGACCAGCGUCUCGACGGUCUCACCGCCCGAGUAUCCAUGUUGAAAGAGAUCACGCUCAACAUCGGGACCGAGGUACGCGAGGGGACCAAAGACCUCGGCGUACUAGGCGAGGCGUUCGAGAACACCUCGGCCUUCCUGGGUGGCACGUUCAAGAGGAUGAACAAGAUGGCCAAGAAGCAGGGCGGAUGGUUUUGCAACAUGAUGCUGUUUCUCCUCUUUGUCACUUGGUUAUUUGUCUUCCUCUGGUGGUGGCGAAGGUAG